Panicum virgatum (switchgrass) is the source of this 1719-nucleotide messenger RNA. Its product is annotated as AAA-ATPase At3g50940-like. Bases 84 to 1565 code for a protein of 493 amino acids. The record is from RefSeq and is a predicted model, not a curated record. The transcript has a single exon. Gene Ontology annotation, molecular function: ATP hydrolysis activity; ATP binding. Lineage: Eukaryota; Viridiplantae; Streptophyta; Magnoliopsida; Poales; Poaceae.
GCACGCUGAUCAGUGGCAAGCACAGCUCUCGUGUGAGCACGCAGGAUAGCUAGAUCAAAUAAGAAGCAUCGAGGUGCGCAGCCAUGGAUGUGGUCCUGGACUGGCGCUCGCUGGGCUCCCUGAUCGCGACGGUCGUGGUGUUUCGCACGGCCGUGCGGGACUUCCUGCCGCCGCAGGCCGAGAUGUACCUGCGCCGCUUCCUCGCGUGGGUCGCCGCCGCGUUCCGGGAGCCCAAGGGCACCAUCCUCAUCGACGAGGCCGAUGGCACCAGCGGCGGCCCCAACGACCUUUACGACGCCGCGCAGCUCUACCUCGGCACGCGCUGCCUCGCCACGGCCCCCACCGUGCGCCUCUAUAAGCCGCUCCAGGCGCAACGCCCCGUCGCCUCGCUCCCGGACUCCCACGACACGCACGACACCUUCCGCGGCGUCCGCGUCAGGUGGACCUCCACCGCGCGCACCGUCGAGCGCGGCGGCGGGUUCAGCCCGUUGGACCAGCGCAGCCUCGAGCUCCAGUUCCCGCGGCAGCACCGCGACCUCAUCCACAGCCACUACAUCCCGCACCUCGUCGACGAGGCCACCAAGAUGCGGCUCAGGUCGCGGGAGCGCAGGCUCUACACCAACCGCGCCGCGGGCCCCUGCGACGACUACCACCGCCUCUGGACCUCGCACGCCUUCUCCCACCCCUCCACGUUCGACACGUUCGCCAUCGACCCGGCGCUCCGCGAGGAGAUUCGCGCCGACCUGCUGGGCUUCACCGCGAGCUGGGAGCGCUACGCCCGCGCCGGCCGCACGUGGAAGCGCGGCUACCUGCUCCACGGCCCGCCGGGCACCGGCAAGACCAGCCUCGUCGCCGCGAUCGCCAACCUCCUCGAGUUCGACGUCUACGACCUGGAGCUCACAACGGUGCCCACGAACUCCCACCUCCGCCGCCUGCUCGUGUCCACCACGCCCAAGUCGGUCGUCGUCGUCGAGGACAUCGACUGCUCCCUGGACCUCUCCGACCGCGACAACAACAGCAAGGGCGGCGGCACCGGCAUCGCCACCGAUGAAGAUGUGGCGGUGAUGGGGCGGGAAUCCAUAAGCCUCUCCGGGGUGCUCAACUUCGUGGACGGGCUGUGGUCGUCCUGCGUCGGCGAGCGCCUGAUGGUGUUCACGACCAACCACCCGGAGCGGCUCGACCCGGCGCUGCUCCGCGCAGGCCGCAUGGACCGCAAGAUCGAGCUCGGCUACUGCACACCCCCCGCGUUCCGCGUGCUCGCCAGGAACUACCUCGGUCUGGGCGACGAGGGCUGCCAAGACGCCGGCGAUGACCCCAACACUGUGAACAGCCUCAUGGCCGAGGCAGAGGACCUGCUCGCCGCCGCCGAGGUGCGAAUCACGCCCGCUGACGUCGCCGAAGUGUUCAUGGGCUGGGACGGCACGGGCGCCGCGGCUGCGCUAAAGAAGCUCGUGGACGAGCUGCGGCGGAGGCGGGAUGCGGCCCCAGCCACGCCGCCGGGCGCAUCGACAGCGGACACGGCCACCGAUAUCGUACGUCUCGCGCAACAGUGCAUGGCUGCUUAAUCAGCAUCUCGCCCCUUUCAGCUUAACUGUUUCUAUGCCUGUUUGCAAGCUGGUCUCCCCAGCAGUCUCUGUAAACAUUCUAGUAGUACUAUAUGCUUUCUAAAAAGCAGGGGUUACCUUCCUUAAAAAAAACGUAAGUGCUAGUGUUGUGUUA